UGUGCCAUGCUGAAUGAGAAGCUGGACUCGCUGGUGCGGGAGCUGAACGAGGAGGCUCAGGCCAUCGUGGUCCCUGAGGGAAUGGCACAGGCUACCCCUGCUGACACCAAGGACCAGGAGAAAGGCGGCAGCCUUUUGCCUCGCAUCUUCAAAUCCAAGGAGCAGCUCAUGCUGCGGGCGAACAGCCUGAAGAAAGCCCUGCGGCAAAUCAUUGAGCAGGCGGAGAAAGCUGUGGAUGAGCAGAACAAGCAGACCCAAGCCUACCGGGGCAGCGCAGGCCCCAGCAAGAAGGACAGCUCGGAGGAGCUCAACAAGGAGGAGGAGAGGCUCAGCUGCCGGCGGGAGACAGUGACCUCUGCGUCUUCCUCCAUCAUCCUGGACCGGCCGGACACCUUCGGCAGCUUGCAGUUCCCUGAAGACCCCAGUGCCCUUAACUACUUCGGCAUCGGCCUGGAUGCAAAGAUCUCCCUGGAGUUCAACAACAAACGGGAUGAGCACCCCAAGAAGUGCAGCAGCCGCACCAAGAAUAUGAUGUGGUAUGGGGUGCUGGGCACAAAGGAGCUCCUGCAGCGUACCUACAAGAACCUGGAGCAGCGGGUGCAGCUGGAGUGUGAUGGGGUGCCCAUCUCACUGCCCAGCCUGCAGGGCAUCGCUGUCCUCAACAUCCCCAGCUACGCCGGGGGCAUCAACUUCUGGGGAGGCACCAAGGAGGACAACAACUUCGGGGCUCCAUCCUUUGAUGACAAGAAGCUGGAGGUGGUGGCUGUCUUUGGCAGCAUCCAGAUGGCCGUGUCGCGGGUCAUCAACCUCCAGCACCAUCGCAUCGCACAGUGCCGCAUGGUGAAGAUCACCAUUCGGGGGGAUGAGGGCGUCCCUGUGCAGGUGGAUGGAGAAGCCUGGAUCCAGCCGCCUGGCAUCAUCAAGAUCCAGCACAAGAACCGAGCCCAGAUGCUGACAAGGGACCGGGCAUUUGAAAGCACCCUCAAGUCCUGGGAGGACAAACAGAAGGGGGAGAGCUACCGAGCAGCCGCCCGGCCGCGGCUCAGCUCCCAACAGUCCAUGGAGUACCUGACCGAGGAGGAGAGCAGCCUCUUGCAGCAGGUCUCGCAGGUUGCCGAGACCCUCAUUGCCAGGAUCCACGAGGCAGCGAAGGCUCACAAAGCCGUGGAGCAGGAGCUGGCGCACGCUGUCAACACGAGCUCCCUGGCGCUGAGCGAAGCCCUCUCCAACAAAGCUGCUGGCGUGCUGGGCCAGGAGCUGCAGAGGCUGCUGGACAUCCACUGGCUGGGGCCCAUUGCCCACCCCGCUGAGGAGGAAAGCGCCGGCAGUGCCAACAAGGGCAGCUUCAAGCUUCGCCUCAACAUCCCCAAGCCCAGGAAGGACAAGGACAAGGUGCAAAAGCAGAAGACCAACAGUGUGCUCCCAGCGGACAAGUGGGGCUCCGAGGAGGUGGCAGCUUGGCUGGAAGCGCUCGGUUUAGGGGAGUACAGAGACAUUUUCGUCCGGCAUGACAUCCAGGGGUCUGAGUUGAUCCUGCUGGAAAGGAGAGACCUGAAGGACCUGGGGAUCACCAAAGUGGGCCACGUGAAGAGAAUCCUCCAGGCCAUUAAGGAGCUCAGCAACCCUCCCUAG
This is a messenger RNA of Fulmarus glacialis (Northern fulmar), 1632 nucleotides long. Its product is annotated as diacylglycerol kinase delta-like. The annotation marks the transcript as partial. The transcript is spliced from 14 exons. Gene Ontology annotation, biological process: diacylglycerol metabolic process; lipid phosphorylation; intracellular signal transduction. Gene Ontology annotation, molecular function: protein binding; ATP-dependent diacylglycerol kinase activity. The record is from RefSeq and is a predicted model, not a curated record. NCBI's taxonomy places the organism in Eukaryota, Metazoa, Chordata, Aves, Procellariiformes, Procellariidae.